UGCGCCGGAGGCCGAGGGUUGGGAUCAAGCCUCUGUCAGCAGCGAGGGAAGGGAAAUUGCUGAGAAGCCGGAUCACUGAGCAGGUGAGUAGCUACGUGGGGUGUCUUUGGAGAUCAGCUGCCUUUCCACUCGUUUCACUGCUAGGUCCUGCUUGGAGCGUCCCCAUACAGAAUCCAGGGAGGAUGUUGUCCCCACUCUCAGGGAUUAACUGUAUCCACCUUCCCCAUCUGGGGAUGGCCGGGAAGAGUCCAGUUCCCAGCGGGUUAGUUACGCCGGGUUCAUCUCUCUGGCUCACAUCCAAGGCAUUGCUUUGAUGAGGGAGUCUCUCGACUCCUGGCUGCGUGUAUUUCCUCCCUGGUGUCAGGGCCGGCUUUCUCUGCAAAGGCUCCCCUACUCUGAUUCGAGAAAAGCAUCUUUGUAAGGAAACCUUGCUCCGAUUCCCGAUUUGAGUCCGAAGGCACCUUGAUUCUGGAUAGUACAGGUUCAAAAACCGAGCUGGUCAAAUUCUUUUCAAUGGGAGGAUUCGGAUGAAAAAUACAGUUUCAUCAGCGUCCGAUUGUUUUGUGGGAACACGCUGAUUUCGAUGGCCUUUUCCAUGGGAAAAAGUCAAAAUGUUUCAUUUCAACGUUAGAGAGAGAAGGUGGGUGAGGUAAUAUCGUUUAUAGGACCAACUUCUAGGACAGACGUGACUACCACAGCAUUUCAACGUUAUCUUUUUAUUUGGACAGUAAAAUAUUCAUUUUCAUGUUAUUAUACUUUAGAUAUACUCUUCAAUGUUGUAUAUAUAAUGUAAUCUAGUUAUUAAUAAGUAGAAUAGAAAGAUCAGAAGAUAAAGUCAAAAUGAAACUUGACAGCGGCUUUGAACUAAAACAUCUUGACUAGAGCUGCUGAAAUUUCUGAGCAAAAUAUUUUUCUGGAGGAAAAUGCAGUUUCGGUGACUCCAAAACAUUUAAGGAAUUUGUGUCUAUUUGGCUAAAUUGUUGGGAGGCAAGGGAGAAAACCCUUCACAUUUUUUGAAAAAAUCAAAAUGUUUAAGUUGGAUAUGUUUUAAAUGAAAAUGUUUGGUUGUUGGUUUUUUUGGUUUGAAACAACUUUUCAUUUAGAAAGUCCCUGUGGUUUUGUUUUGAAAAACCAAAACCUUAAAAAAGGGACCAAACUGGAAUGAAACAUUUCAUUUCAGGUCAAACCAAAUGUUUCGCUUGCCUCAAAAAGAUUAGCGUGACGCUUAUUUACUUGAUGAUGUGCCAGAAAUUUUACAAACUGCGUUGUUCAUUCAGCCCCAAAUGAAUCCCUUUCCCCCAGUUUUUCAGAAUGGUCAGCAAACCGGAAAAAAAAUCAUUAUUUGCCCAGGUCUAGUUUUGAUACUUUAGAAACAAAAUAAUUCGAUGGUCCUGAGCUGAAAUAUCUCGGCACUUUCAUUUUGCGGGAAAUUUUGGCUUUUGGUUCCAAUUCAGAACAAUCCCCUUGCCCCUCCCCGCCCCCUCCUCCCCCGCAAAAUGUCGGCAUUUCCCAUGGGAUGGAAACACCCCAUUCCCAACCAGCUCUAGUGGAAUCAGGGCCAAAUGCUGACCUCUGUGAAUCCAGUGUAAAUCCAGACUGAGCCCACUGGUAUCAAUGGAUUCAGGAUUCUGAUCUCAGUGACCCCGGUGUAAAUCCGGACAGAUACCGCUGAUAUCAAUGGCAUCUGAUCUGGACUAUAUUCUGUUCCCAGCAACUCUGGUGUAAAUCCGGAGUGACACCGCUGAUAUCAUUGGAGUCAGGGCUGGAUUCUGAUCUCAGUGACCCCAGUGUAAAUCCAGAGCGACCCCAAUGGAGUCAGGGCUCGAUGCGGAUCGAGGGGCAAUGUGGAUUGAUGCUAUCUUCCCGCACGUGGCAUUCCCACUCGAGGUUUCCUGUGUAUCACUCUAUUAUCUCUCUCACACUCUUCCCAUCUCUCACUCCCUGGAGGGCUCCCUCUCUCAACCAUCUCCUCCUCCCACGCUCUCUCCUCGCUCUAUCAGUCUAUCUGCCUCCCACCCCGGCUCGCUCUUUACCCUCUCACUGGGUUUCCUCUGCAGACGCGCUGAUCCUAGACGUCACGAUGGCUCCCAGGCUCGUGGGGCAUCUCUGGAGGACAGCGGGACGCAGUUGUCUUCUCCUCCUGCUGAUUUUCAGGGAUGUUAUCUCCACCCAAUGCCAAUCUGAGCCAACAGGUGCUGGCGUUUGCCCUCACACCCACUGUUCUGUGUCCAGCGGGGACUCCUUGCACGUCCCACUUCACCUGCCCACCACCCUGGACCUUUACAAGAUGCACAAUUCCACGCCGACAUGGGACCACGUCUACACCUUCAUCAACGGGACGUCACACAAGCUGCUGCGUUCCUUCCAAGGGCAGGUCUCCGUGUCCGGGGGCAACUUCACGGUGCAGGACGUACGCAGCGGGGAUGGGGGAGUCUACAAGUUCCAAGAUCUGGAUGUGACGUGCCUGGCCUGGCUCCAUCUGACGGUGCUGGAGCCUGUGGAUUGGAGAUGGUACCUGCUCUUUCUCAUUCCAGUUUCGCUGGUUCUAACCCUUGUGGGCUGGAAGCUAAAGGAUUCGUGUCAGUGAGGAUAGCAGUGGGCUACCAAGAAGAUGGAGACAGAAGGCUGUGGAUGUGAUGAGGGAUCCCCCAAAAUCAGCCUGUCACUGUUUGUGUGUGUUUGGGAGACAGAGAGGUCUCCCCAUAACUCCCUUAAUUAUCCACACAGCUGAAGGCUGGUCUUCGUAGGAGUUCUACCUGGGUAACACACACAGUGGUGAAACCACAGCUGUGU
Messenger RNA from Chrysemys picta bellii (western painted turtle), 2793 nucleotides. NCBI's taxonomy places the organism in Eukaryota, Metazoa, Chordata, Testudines, Emydidae. The record is from RefSeq and is a predicted model, not a curated record.